Anguilla anguilla (European eel) is the source of this 1746-nucleotide messenger RNA. It is a transcript of the gene mtnr1c, whose product is annotated as melatonin receptor 1C. Gene Ontology annotation, biological process: G protein-coupled receptor signaling pathway. Gene Ontology annotation, molecular function: melatonin receptor activity. NCBI's taxonomy places the organism in Eukaryota, Metazoa, Chordata, Actinopteri, Anguilliformes, Anguillidae. Gene Ontology annotation, cellular component: membrane. The record is from RefSeq and is a predicted model, not a curated record. The transcript is spliced from 2 exons. The coding region runs from base 233 to 1297 and encodes 354 amino acids.
CCGAAUUAUACUAAUAUACUUGUAAUUAGAGCGUGUAUUAAAUUACGCUUAUUUGGGAAAUCGCCGACUUACAUCUAUGCUUAUUCUGACCAGUAGCCUAGGCUAUAGGAGAUAGCCUGUGCAAUUCUAAUACAUGGCAAAAGUUACCAGUUUUCGGAUUGAUGCAAGAAACUGUUUUAAUGUUCUGUUUCGGGCGAAAAGGUAUUGAUGGGCUGUUAUAUUUAUCGAGAAUAUGGAGUCUGAGGUGAACAUGAGCUGUAUCGAUUGUUUAUCCCACGCUCCGAAUCAAAGUAGCCUCACAGCGCAAAGUGCAUCUGCCGGGGUGACAACAGCGCUAGCCAGCGUGCUGAUCUUCACCAUCGUUGUCGACAUCCUCGGAAACCUGCUUGUCAUUUUAUCAGUGUUCAGGAACAAGAAGCUCAGGAAUGCGGGGAAUAUUUUUGUGGUAAGUUUGUCUGUGGCAGACAUUGUGGUAGCAGUGUACCCCUACCCCCUGGCCCUCAUGGCAAUUUUCCACAAUGACUGGACCAUGGGGGACAUGCAUUGCCAAGUAAGCGGCUUCAUCAUGGGCCUCAGUGUUAUCGGGUCCAUCUUUAAUAUCACCGCCAUUGCCAUCAACCGUUACUGCUACAUCUGCCACAGCCUGCAGUACGACCGGCUCUACAGCAUCAAGAAUACCUGCUGCUACUUGUGUCUGACUUGGCUUCUCACCACCCUUGCCACUGUGCCAAACUUUUUUGUGGGCUCCCUACAGUAUGACCCUCGCAUCUUCUCAUGCACUUUCGCCCAGACUGUCAGUUCCUAUUACACCAUCUCAGUGGUGGUGAUCCACUUCCUCGUACCUCUCUCGGUUGUCUCCUUUUGCUACCUAAGGAUUUGGGUUUUGGUCAUCCAGGUAAAGCAUCGGGUCAAACCUGAUAACAAGCAGAAAAUAAAGCCCAGCGACUUAAGGAAUUUCCUGACCAUGUUUGUGGUCUUUGUGUUGUUCGCUGUGUGCUGGGGCCCAUUGAAUUUUAUUGGCUUAGCUGUGGCCAUCAAUCCCACGAAGGUGGCUCCGAACAUCCCUGAGUGGCUCUUUGUCACAAGCUACUUCAUGGCUUACUUCAACAGUUGCCUCAAUGCUGUAAUCUACGGGCUGCUCAACCAAAACUUCCGUAAGGAAUAUAAACGAAUCCUUUUAGCACUAUGCACCCCUCGUAUGCUGUUUGUGGACACCUCCAAAUAUGGGACGGAAGGCCUAAAGAGCAAGCCCUCACCUGCAGUAACAAAUAACAACUUGGCAGAAGUGAACCUGUGAAACGCCUUGUUAUUUACAGUAUUUUUCUCUAUGUUUCCAUAUGUGAAUCUUGAGGUUUUCAAAAUGGGUGGGAAUGUGUUUUAUGGGCUUUAUUUUUUGUUUUUCCUGAAUUAUCACUGCGUGCCUACUUCCUUCUUUUUUUAAUGAGUUGUAGCUUUUCUUUCUCUAUGGUUUUUUUCAUGACAAUAUUUGUUUUUUAUAAUUUAAGAUGAAUGUUUCAAAGAGGAUAAAACAUAUUGCAAUGCUUUCUACUUUUUCUUUGGUAGUAUUCAAAGAAGCCUUUUAUUAUUAUUAUUUCACCGAUCAGGAAGAAAAUGUCAGUGAGAAUGUUUACUUAUAAACUUUGCCAUACACUUUACCACCAAGUUGUGGUGAUGUGAAUCAGCUUUAUUUUGAAAAAAAGUGAAAAAUCUAUUAAACCAUUUUGCCAAUGAUUGAUGUUUUCUGUA